AUGAGAACACAUAAAAAUGAUUUUUGCUUUCAAUCUUAAUUGAUGAAAGAUUUUUAAAUCCAAUCUCCACAAGUUUUUAAAUUAUCCAAAUAAAAAGAGAAAUCUAAUCAAAUCAGCCUAAGAUCUUCUAAAAUUUUACUUAGAAUUGAUCAAAGGUUUAGAUUGUCAAAAUCUUUAAAUUAAAAGAAGUUUUAUAAAAGUUUCUUAAUAAAAACUUAUUUCUCUUAGAAAGUAAAAAAAGAUUUUAAAAUAAAUAUAAACAAAUAAAGUUAAGUUAUAAAUAAUAAUUUGAAAUUAAUAAGUUUUUCAAUCUCCUUAUUUAAUAAUUUUUAAUUAUUAACUACCAGAAAAAUAGUAUGA
Molecule: messenger RNA, 360 nt
Organism: Tetrahymena thermophila SB210
Lineage: Eukaryota; Ciliophora; Oligohymenophorea; Hymenostomatida; Tetrahymenidae
Exons: 1
Source: RefSeq, a predicted model, not a curated record